Alternaria rosae is the source of this 1675-nucleotide messenger RNA. RefSeq lists its product as uncharacterized. NCBI's taxonomy places the organism in Eukaryota, Fungi, Ascomycota, Dothideomycetes, Pleosporales, Pleosporaceae. The coding region runs from base 1 to 1236 and encodes 411 amino acids. The record is from RefSeq and is a predicted model, not a curated record. Gene Ontology annotation, molecular function: DNA-binding transcription factor activity, RNA polymerase II-specific; zinc ion binding. The transcript has 5 exons. Gene Ontology annotation, biological process: regulation of DNA-templated transcription.
AUGGAUGACCUCGAAGACGAAUUGGAUCUUCGUUUUCACAAGGGACUGAAUCCCGAUGUCUAUUACCGCUGCCCUACGCUCGAAAUAAUAUCGUCUUCGCAAUCUUCAUUGGAGGGAGCUCUGCGCAAUGAACUGGACAAGAACGCAGCCAGCUUCAUACCUACAGACGUGGUGACCGAGUUCGUUUUUGCGACUGCCUCAAUCAUCACCAUCCCCGUGAUUCAGCAGCCGAGCCUUGACGCGCUCAUCCAACCAGCCGAUCACCUUCAGAGCAUUGCUGUCGAAUACGCCCUGUGUCGUGACAUUGACGGCAAAGAAAGGCUCAAGGUGCAGCGAGCAAUAGCGAGAUCCAUCAUCGAAGUCAUUCAGGACACCGAUGGGUUCAAAUACUCCGAGCGCUCUGCGCAGAGUAAAGAAGGCGGCGAUGGUACCAGGCUCAAGUAUGUUUGCCAAGACAGCCUCCAGAACCGCAAAAGCAACCUGAAGAAAGAAAGAUCUCACGAUAACGACAAAGACGAGGCUGGAGUCAACAGACUGCGGCCUGCUGUGCUGCCGACCUACAACUGCUGCGGCGCAAUACACAUCAAGUUCUCACUCAAGCGAGAUGCCAUAAAUGUCGUGUAUAAGCAUAAUCCUAUCCAUACCACCCGCGACAUUGAUGCCAGCCUACCUGCUUUAGCCACAGAUAACGGCGUAGCUUCCACAACCGCUACUACGAAAGAAAAGAACCCGCGCAAAAGAAAGCGCAGUAAAAAGGAUGUUGUUGAAGCGAAGAACGACUUCAGAGACCCAGAUAUGGACAUGUCAACGUCCCCGGAAGCGACGCAGUCAUCGACGCAGAAGAAGUGCAACGAAAAGGGUGCUGUGGCCUCUCUUAGGACAGUGCGGAAACCAUCCACCAAGAAGAGCAAGAACACCAAGUCGCCUGCAUCACCCACCAAAUCGAGGGAAAAGGCGCCCGUCAGUGAACCAUCACCGCCGCCGGUACCUGCUCGUGGAAAAGCUUGUAUCCGCUGUUGUGGAAAGAAGAUCAAAUGCAACGAGGCGAAACCGAAAUGCAACCAGCGCCGAAGAGGACUUUGGACCUGUCAGUACGAAGUUUCGAACAACAAGAAGCGCUCCAAAAACGGCUGUCUUAAUUGCAAGCAGAGACGACGGAAGUGUACAGAAGAAAGACCAUCGUGCGCAUACUGCUUACGACUGGACGAUGACUGCGAAUUCGCUGACUACACCUGAGGUUCUUUGCGUCUGGUAAAGUCCUAUAACUCAAGCGACAAGUGACUCAGCACCCGCCAAACGUCAGACUUGGCACCAAAUGCGCAGGCCUUGUGACGACCAUCAGAGUACUACAACAGGCUAAUUCUUGACAUGAUGCCAACUCUGUAGUCAUAUAGGUGUCUGAGACAUGCGUUAAAUUGUCGCUGUGCUAACAAGAGGACCAGACAAGAGAGCAUGCUGUACAAUGAGGCAUACGCUACCUUUUCGCAAUGUCAGCACAGGCAGGGCGGAUGCAAGCACAAGAGCUCCACAUAACAAUGCGCAAAGGUCAAGUGUACAAGGCCGUUCAAGCAAUUGACCCUUGAAGGCCUGCAAUUAAGAAACUUCACUCCUUUUGCAGUAAGUUUAUGCUAAGACCUCGGGCGCGAUGUAGCGUCCUGUAUUACUAGGGUCUUCG